Gambusia affinis (western mosquitofish) is the source of this 5997-nucleotide messenger RNA. RefSeq names its product cell adhesion molecule 1b (gene cadm1b). The coding region runs from base 57 to 1319 and encodes 420 amino acids. Gene Ontology annotation, biological process: detection of stimulus; susceptibility to natural killer cell mediated cytotoxicity; cell recognition. Lineage: Eukaryota; Metazoa; Chordata; Actinopteri; Cyprinodontiformes; Poeciliidae. The transcript has 11 exons. Gene Ontology annotation, cellular component: plasma membrane; neuron projection; synapse. The record is from RefSeq and is a predicted model, not a curated record. Gene Ontology annotation, molecular function: signaling receptor binding.
AUCCCAUGGCCGUCUCUAGGUGAUUUAGCGCCGCCAGUCUCAAGCAGGUAUCCAACAUGGCGAUCACGGGGAGCGGAUCUCUCGCUAUUUCUUUCUCUGUUUUCAUGAUUUUAGCGGCGUUUCUUCACAAAGGAGCUGCUGAAACCGUGACAGUUGACAGCCAGAACCUGGCGACUGACAACGUGUCGGUGAUCGAGGGAGAGACGGCCACCAUUAGCUGCCGAGUGAGAAACAACGACGACUCCGUCAUCCAGCUGCUGAACCCGAACCGACAGACCAUCUACUUCAGAGAUCUGAGACCUCUCAAGGACAGCCGGUUCCAGCUGGUGAAUUUCUCUGACAACGAACUCCGGGUGUCUCUGUCCAACGUAUCGCUCUCCGACGAGGGACGCUACGUGUGCCAGCUCUACACAGAUCCUCCUCAGGAAGCCUACGCAGACAUCACCGUCCUGGUCCCGCCAGGCAGCCCAAUCAUCGAGAGCCGAGAGGACGUGGUCAGCGAGGGGAACGAGACGGAGCUCACCUGCAUAUCCAUUGGCAGCAAGCCGGCCGCCUCCAUCAGAUGGAUGAAGGGGGAGGACGACCUGACAGCUGAAGCAACAGUGGAGGAGACGUAUGACAGGAUGUUUACCGUCACCAGUCGGGUGAGGUUUUCUGUCACCAAGGAGGAUGAUGGAGUGCCGGUGGACUGCAUCGUUGACCAUCCAGCUGUAAAGGACCUUCUAGCUCAAAGACACUUGGAAGUGCUCUAUAAACCCGAGGUGAAGAUCGUGGUGACAUAUCCUGAUGGCUUAACAAGAGAGGGCGACAAUCUUGAUCUGACAUGCAUCGCUGAGGGGAAACCACACCCCCAUCAGAUCAACUGGCUCAGGGUGGACGAAGACGUGCCGCCGCACGCCGUGGUCACUGGCUCCGAUCUCUACAUCGAGAACCUGAACAAGUCGUACAACGGCACCUAUCGCUGUGUGGCGUUGAACGCCGUCGGCGAGGCCUACGACGACUACGUCCUCCAUGUGUACGAUGCUCCCACUACUAUCCCCACACCCACCACCAACCCAGUCAACACGCAAGACUCCAGAGCCGGCGAGGGCGCACCGCAGAAAAUCGACCACGCCGUCAUCGGUGGAGUGGUCGCCGUCGUGAUGUUUGCGAUCCUCUGCGCGCUCAUUGUGCUCGGCCGGUACUUUGCCAGACACAAAGGAACUUACUUCACGCAUGAAGCCAAGGGAGCGGACGAUGCGGCCGACGCCGACACGGCAAUCAUCAACGCAGAGGGGGGCCACAACAACACAGACGAGAAGAAGGAGUACUACAUCUAAACCAGACGGGCCUGAAGUGAUGGUUGGGGACGCGGUGGGAGCACUGCGUCCAGCGUUGAUUGGGUUGUAGGACGGCUUGGGUAAAAGAAGAAGGGGAGAGGAGGACGAGGAGGAGGGAAGUAGGAAUGACGUAGCCUCGUGGGAAGAGGAGGCGUCGAUUAGUCUCCUGUCCGACCCUUCCUUGGACUGCCGGGUCCUAUUCUGUACAGUAUAAUUAUUUUACAGACAAUUUUGUGCCUUGUUCUAUUUCUUUUGUCGGUUCGUUGGUUUCUAUUCACAUGCUUGUUGGAUUGGAUUCUUUCUCCAUGUGCUCUACUUGAUCCUUUGUUGCGUUUGGCUUUCAGAGGAGAUAGAAAGGGGUCUGGUGUUUGUCAGUGUGUGCUACAACUAGCUUUUAGCUCAUGUAACCAGAUAUAUGAGAGGCCAGCUCACUCACACUUUUGUUCACUUUUUUUUUCUCUUUCUCUCCAGUUGCUUAUUAAAUGAAACUCAGUAUUGACAUGUUUCUCCCCGCUGGGUCAAAGUCCUGUGGUGCCUCCCAAGUUCAUCACAUUUAGAUGCAGGUCUGAUUGGUUUUGACGAUUACCUGCACACACACACACGCACCCACACACACAUACAUGCAGCCCCCACCCCCUUCAAAUUUAGACUCACUGUUGAUUACUUAUAUAACCGUUUUGAGUACUCAUGUCUUUCUUUGAAUGUAUUUGGUAAAAGAGUAAGUACGAGUCACAUGUAUACAUAUGGGGUUUAAAAUCAAGUUGCGAGAUGCAACCAGUCCCUGAAAAGUUCCCAGAUCCAGACAGUAACGCAGAACUUUAUAUUGAACCACAUUCCUAAAAAGUCUUUAGCAGCUACCAUUUCUGAAAUGUCUUACUAUUUUCAUCAGAUUUAUUCGACAAACUCUCCAAUGUCAGUGGUACCUAAUUCCAUCCGUACCUGCAAUCGAUGCCAUGUUGUUUCUAUAAAGGGAUGCUUAUAUCUUUUUUUAUUUUCUUUUUUUGUCCCCAGGGUCAAUUAAGAUGAAGUAUUUGCCAAUACAGAGUUUUGAUCUAACACUUGCAUUUCUUUAAAGCCAGAUUUGAGUUGAACACUGCCUAUCUCUAGUAAAUUAAAGUUCAAAUACAUGCCACAUGUCACGUACAUCUAUCUGGAUGUACCACGAAAAAAGGGAAUAAAAACCUUUAUUUUUCGCCACAUCAGUGGAUUGGUCACCCAGAGCGGUAAAUUCAAUCGCUGUGCAAUUGUUUCUGCCUCGUCGCUGUCCCUAAGAAGCUUUUCCACUUGUAGCUUCCUGUUGGCGUUAGCAUGAGGAACAUUUGGGCGUUUCACAACCAUCUCAAGAAAUACUUGAACUGCCAACUUUGCGGGAUACAGCUGAACAAUUUUUGUUUUCCGCUAAAAGAUAGCUGUUGACUGCAAACCUUUCUUCACGACAUUCAAUCACUUGCCGGUCACCUCCUCUGAGGCAUUUGACGUAAAGCCUGUAUAGUAAGGCGAGAGCAUGAACAGCUGAGUGCAACUCUGACUUAAUGGUUAAAGACCAUAAUCGGAAUCCCAGACCAAUGCUUGGGAUCGGAUCGGCGGUGUCCCUCGAUUUUGAGGAAGUAAUCUAGUUUGUCAUACGACAUCAUGUGUUUUCAUCUGUUAAACUUUUCAUCUCCUACUUUAUGAGUCAAUUGUUGGUGUCGUGUUUUUGUCUGGUAUUGACAAAGAAAAAUGGAUGAAACAACAGAUAGUGAAAGGUUAAGAUUUCUGGAAAGACACUUUGAUGUAAGAGACUGACACUGUAAUAUUUAGUAGUAUCAAGGUGCAUAUACUGGACCUUAAAUAGUUUAGCUGAAUUAUUUUAAUUAGCUGUAACAAGUGGCUACCUAUUCAAGUAGCAAAUUAGGAUAUUUAUCGAAAUUAGCUAAGCAGAAAAGUCAGUAAAUCAGCUUGCUAAUUUAAGUACAUAGAUUCUAGCUAAUUUAGUUAAAAAGUCAAAGGAGCUGUUUAGCUAAAUUAGCUGCACAACCUGAAUACCUGAUUAGCUAACAAUAACGAAUAAUAAUAAAAAAUAAUAAUAGUAACCCAGUUUGGUAGUUUUCUAGAUUGUCUCUUUAGUUAAUUAAACUUAACUAGCUAAACUGAUUUAGCUAGUUAGCUCUGUUUGACCUAUUGAACAGAUUAGCUAUUUUAAUAAAAAAUAACAGCUAAUUUAGCCAUCAAAGUAGCUAACUAAAGUAAAUAGGCUGCUUAACUACCCAUCCACAUUGCCUAUAUACGCUACACGCUAACACCAGACUUGCUAUGCGAUCUGGUGAUGAGCACAACACCCUCUACCGCAGCAGAGCCUGCUGGCUAUCAGAAUAUGUGAACUAAAUUAGCUGUUUAGCUAACUCACCUACACUCUUAAACAACAUUUAUUUUGUUGGUUUAUAAAAUCCGACUUCACCUAAGUAUUAUGUCACGCUAAAACAGACAGCUAGCAGUUCUUUGCUAGCUUAAAAUAUCUCCCAUUUUCAUAUUUCCAUUCCAUGCCGACGAGUCUUUGUGCAAAAUCCAUAAACAAAGUUGGAAAGUCCCCUCGGCAAAAUGCCCCUCCUUAUCUGCUGGAAGAAAACAAAACUGAUGUCACUCUUUCAAUUAAAUAAAAACACAAAAACUACCCGCGUACGUUUAGCUUUGAAGUCCUUGCCGAGCCAUUUUUGUUUCUUAUGCUGUUGUUCUUGUUGGUUCCCGACUUGAAAGACCUUUCAGUCACUGCAAGUAUGAGUCCAUUAAAUUUUCCUCUGUGCAAAUACUUUAUCUUUGGGCUUUCUUUGAUAACGUCUAAGGCCAAAAGAUUUCACUUGGGGAAGCUCCUGUUUUAGUUUUUUUGUUUGUUUUUGUUUUGUUUUAUUUCCUGUCAUCUCGUAGCCUCAAACCGUGGCAGAGAAAUGGCAUAGUGCUACAAUUUAUCUCUCCUUUUCGCUAACCCCAAUCAAACAGUGUGAACUUUACACGUUCUACGCCUCUCCGACUCACAGCUAGAAGAGCAAAACUGGUUUGGCAAUUAGCAGGACACUUUCUUGUAUUGCCUGAAGAAGAAGAACAAGAAGAUGAGUAAGGGGGAAGAAAAAGACCAGAUAAAAACGAAUAACCACUGCCUUAAACGGACCUCUUGAUACGUAUGAUAAUAAAAUAAAUAAAGAAUAAAGUGAAGGACAUAUUGUAGUGCCUUCUUCUGAUCUCGAGGCAUAUGGUUAGAAUCAUACUCUUAGCUUGUACAUAUCCUGUAUCUGUCCUUUCUAACUUUCAGGCCAAUACUCAGCCAAGUUGUCUGUUAAUGCACUAUAAACUCAUCCUGGUUUUUGGAUCUAAAUGAUAAAUAAAUCAAAUUCAUUCAUUUUGAAAGUAAAAUAUGUUGAGAUCAUUUUUGGUGAUUUUUUUUUUUUUGUGUGUGUGCAGUGGGGCCAGUAUUUAUAAGAGCAAAAUUCAAUUUGGCCUUAAGUAUUUGGUCGCCUUUACUGCGUUUGCUAUUUAUUUGAAUAUUUCCUGGGUGAAGGCUGAGCCGCUUUCAGAGAGGAAUCCAGUGCUAAAGGCUAGAAAAUAAGCUAGAGUAAAAACAAAUUAAUAUAUCUCUCUCUUUUUGUUGCUGUUUCUAGAUUGUGGACUUGCGGUGUCAUGGAAACAGCUAUGCGCAUGACAAAUGUUAUUCUGGGCUUUGAUAUUUAUCUUAAAUGGUAACCGUCGCUUUUGAUGGAUUAACUUUGAGAAAGGCUGUGGUAGGGGGAGGGUGGUCAAUCAUUUUAAUACAAUUUUUUCAUUUAUGUUUAUUACAUAAUGUGUAGUUUUUUUUUUUCCUUCACUCUCUCAGGUUCAUGAGUGUUACUAUAGUUGUGUUAUUUUAUUUUUUAUUUUUUUUGCAUCUCAGGUAGAUUGCAAAUUUUAAGCCCCGAGUAUAUAUAUAUAGAUAUAUAUAUAUAUAUAUGCUGUAGUACCACAGGUAUCGGAAGACGUAACGAAAAUCACAAGAUGUACAUGUUCCUCUCAGUUGUACAUGUUUCUGUGUUUAAUAUGGUGCACUGUUACGGUAAAUGUUAAACAUUAUUUUGCAUAGGCCUAGUUCACAAAGAAAACUAGAUUUGUUAAGCAGCUGAAAACGAUGUACAGUCGGUGUUAACGAAAUCACGACGAUGUUCUCGACACUUCUUCCACCGUUGCGUUCUGCUCGCGCGAUGCGGGUCAGUUAGUAACCCUAGGAUAUUCUCACAGCCCUCAAGCAUCUGUUUGCGCCAUGCAUCGCUUUUCUUAUUUAGAAGAUGGUGUAUUUACUGUGACAUGAAGUUUUAUGAAUGAUCUGUAACCUCUUGGAUAUUUGGACGAAACUCCUGUUUUUAAAGCCUGGGGAGGGAGGAAGAGGAAGAGGAAGAGGAAGGGACGCGGGGAGAGAGGAGACCGGGUCGGGGAGGUGAUCGUUUUUAAACCCCUAGAUUGGUUGUUUAGGUUGUUGAAUCUUGAAUUAAAUUUUUUUUUUCUUUUUUUUGUUCCCAAGUGAUGUUUUGUUUUUUCGUUUUGUUUUGUUUUUUGGCGGGUUUUUUGUGUAGUGAAGAGGAUGUUUUUUUUGUUUUCAUUUGACCAUACAUAUUUUGUAUUGGUUCAUGCCAACAUUUUUACAAAAGAAAAAAAAAAUCUGAAGAGUACUUGUCUUAAU